AUGUUCCGCGAUUUAAAAAAACGUACUGGAAUUCGUGAUGUAAUAUUUUACUAUUUAAAUAAUCCGGAUGAACCUACUUUACGUAAUUAUGUAAAUUUCCUUCUUAAGUGUUUGGAUAAAGUGAUGCUCUAAUCGAAAAAAUGUCUCGAUUUGAACUGAACUAAAACGUUUGCUUGGUGGAAAUCCGUACCGGCGACUCAAAUGGAUUGGCGAUUGGGUUCGGUUUUCCUGGAUGCAAAUCGUAUGGUCGAAGUGUUUUGGAAGCUAUAGUUUUUGAUUCUGGAAUGACAAUCACUAUGACAGAUAAUAUUGCUAUUACGACAGCGAACUAAUCGAUCACGAUCAAGAAACGUGAAUUCGUCGACUAAACCAAGCUCCAGAUCGCCGAAGCCGAGAAUUCUACGCUCCUACAAUCAAAACGGUGUCAUGUCGAGAGUGUUAAGAUCAUAUGGCAGCAGGACAAUGUAUGAACAUGAUUUAUGUCAUUUUUACGAGCACGCGAAGCGCUUGCGUCCACCUAACCGAGUAAAUUCACAUAGCUGUUAUUCUUACGUUACGUUGGUCUUAUCAGUGGUGAAAUACUGUUACCGAUUCGCGGUACCCUUUUAACGUGCGCCAUAAGUUGGCUAAAAAAUACGUAAUUUUGAUCGAAAAAUAUUACUCGAGAGUGUUUCUCGACCAAGAUCAGCGUUUUAGCCGAAUUCAUUGAUAAUUUAUUUUUUUUUACGUAUAGAUCAAACGUAUUCGAUCAGUUUUUGGUGAUAAUACGAAAGAUAUUUACGAUUUUGGAUCAAAUAACGUGUAAUACGAUGUGCAUUUAGCGAGUUUUAUUAUAGCGGAUUUUGAGUAGAUUCAUCGACCACGUCUUCGUCGAAUCCCGCCGAUCAUUCGUCGCAUUUGUUCGAGAAUAAAGAAAGCUCGCAGCUGUACAGUGAAAUAUGAACACGAAUCCGAGAAACGUAAUAAACACGGUGGAAUCGGAAGAGUCAUCGUCGUCGACAUCGAGACGACGACGAUAGAAGAGGAUAAAUCGUGUACGACACGAGAUCGCCUCCUCAUCAUCGUUCGCACCAUGACUCGGGUGAAAAUCAAAAUCACUUGGAUCAGUAUCGCAACUACGACGAAUUUACGCGACCAGGACGACGACAAUAGCAUCAUCGGUAGCGGUAACUGCAGCAGUAGCGAUCAAAGGCGAAAUUUCGUACAACAAACAAAAUGCGAACGCAGGCUGCAAACAUGAACGUCGAAGCGAUCCUGGAUCACUACGUGUACAAUGUGAGCAGCAUCGUGAAUGCUACCAGCGCCGGAGAUGGCAUCGCCGGAGUCGACGACGACGACGACGUCUAUAGCGUGACCAUACGUAAAAUUUCGAAUUUAUCGCGUAAUCGUAUCGCGUUAGGCGUCCUGUUGUUAUUAUUUUCGGUCGUUACGGUUCUCGGUAAUUUACUCGUUAUCGUGGCCGUCAUUCGCGAACGCUAUUUACACAGUUCGACUAAUUACUUCGUCAUGUCGCUGGCUUCGGCCGACGGUCUGGUCGGACUGGUCGUCAUGCCGCUCAGCACCCUGUACGAGAUCACCGAUCAUCAUUGGAUAUUCGGUAUAAAUUGGUGCGACGCUUGGCGAUCGUUGGACGUGCUCUUUAGCACAGCGAGCAUACUGAAUUUAUGCGUUAUAUCGUUAGAUCGAUAUUGGGCUAUAACUGAUCCGUUCACGUAUCCGACCAAAAUGAGCAGACGUAAAGCGUACGUUUUGAUUUGCGUCGUAUGGGUUUGUUCGUCGGUUAUCUCGUUUCCGGCCAUAAUAUGGUGGCGAGCGGUCCGCGACGAUGUACCUAACUACCAAUGCCCGUUCACCGAUAACCUAGGAUACUUGAUAUUUUCAUCGUUCAUCUCGUUCUACCUGCCUCUGUUCGUAAUGGUGUUCACGUAUUUUCGUAUUUAUCGCGCGGCCGUGUUUCAAACGCGAUCCCUCAAGUCGGGCAGCAAACAAGUGUCGUCGACCGGAGAGACCGGACUCACGUUACGUAUACAUCGUGGCGGUACCGAACGACAGGCAGCCUGCACUUCGACGCUGCAGCUCAACAACUCGUUCACGUCGGUCAACGGUGGCCUCUCGAGGCAGCCAUCGGCUACCUCUACUAAUCGAAUAAUGCAGAGUAAAUCGCUCCAUAAGAAUUUCUCGCUCAGCAGGAAACUCUCCAAGUUCGCCAAAGAGAAAAAAGCCGCCAAAACGUUGGGUAUCGUGAUGGGGGUGUUCAUUAUAUGUUGGUUACCGUUUUUCGUGCUGAAUUUGGCCUCCGGGUUUUGUGAUAAGAAGUGCAUCUGGAACGAGGAUCUGACUACGUCCAUUGCCACCUGGCUCGGAUGGAUGAAUUCCGGAAUGAAUCCGUUCAUAUACGCGUGCUGGAGCAAGGAUUUUAGAAGGGCUUUCGUAAGAAUAUUAUGCGCUUGUUGUCCAAGAAGAGUUCGAAGAAGACAUCGGUACGCUUUACGUUAUCGAUCAAGUCAGUUUUCCAGUACGUCAAUGGUUUUAGCUCCGGCCAACGUGACUUACGCUACAGUCAACCAGAAAGAACUCUUUAACAUAUAAGUACCUAUCUUAUAUGAUACAUACGUAUAUUUGUACCUACCUGUUUUUUUUUGUGUUUAAAUAUUGGUGUAAAAUUACGUAUAUAUUCCGGUUGUUUCUCGUUAUUUUAUGUAUAGCUUAAAUAAUGAUUUUUUUUCCUGUUUCGUGUUUUCGUGUAUUUAUUAUUGAUUACUUUUUUGAUGUGAGCAUUAAAAAUAAAUACGUAUACGAGUUUCUA
Molecule: messenger RNA, 2806 nt
Organism: Planococcus citri (citrus mealybug)
Lineage: Eukaryota; Metazoa; Arthropoda; Insecta; Hemiptera; Pseudococcidae
Gene: Dop1R2
Product: dopamine receptor 2
Exons: 7
Coding region: 1216-2589 (457 amino acids)
Biological process (GO): adenylate cyclase-activating adrenergic receptor signaling pathway
Cellular component (GO): plasma membrane
Molecular function (GO): G protein-coupled receptor activity
Source: RefSeq, a predicted model, not a curated record